Scophthalmus maximus (turbot) is the source of this 3831-nucleotide messenger RNA. RefSeq names its product transmembrane channel like 5 (gene tmc5). The transcript is spliced from 21 exons. Lineage: Eukaryota; Metazoa; Chordata; Actinopteri; Pleuronectiformes; Scophthalmidae. Bases 394 to 3390 code for a protein of 998 amino acids. Gene Ontology annotation, molecular function: mechanosensitive monoatomic ion channel activity. Gene Ontology annotation, cellular component: plasma membrane. The record is from RefSeq and is a predicted model, not a curated record.
UUUUUGUAUUUAUAUGUCGAUCUAUAAAAAAGUUCAAUGAGUAAGCACCAAAAGAGGUACAGCCUACAGUAUUUACAACAUGAACUCUUGGACUCUUUAUAAUUCUUAAAAGAAAGGACAAACACACACACACACACACACACAAACACACACACUUCCUGGUAGCCGCACAGUUCUUGGUUUCUCUGUCUGACUGCAGGUCUCUGGCUGAUUCACACUCCUCAGUCCUUAACUUUCAAGGACUGCUUAACGGACUCACUGUUCUGCGACUCUUCCAAAAUAUAUUCAGGAGCUACACGUAAAACCAGCUACUUACAGAGUGAGCUACUGCAACAGAGUGAGCUGAAGGAUUGUCUCCGACGAAGAGUAAAGGGAUUGUUUUUGAAGAAUCUCAUGACAAGUUACAGCAACGGCGGAUUUUUCAACGCUGCUUACCAUGACAGCGACACUCUCGAAGUUGACAGGAGGUAUUCCAGCAAAAGCAACCACACCAACCCCUAUGCCAGGGAAGACCCGACCUGGCGCGGUGACCGGGCAGAGACGCACAACAGGUCCGCCGGUCAGACGACCGGCGGUGAUGAUGCUAUGGCGAGAGUGCCCUGGAGGGGCUGGCAGGGGGAGAGCUGGAGGGGGAUAGAGAGCAUCCCCAUGGGCCUCAUCUCGACGCGCCCUGGAAGCCCUUCAUGGCGGCAUGACCUCAAUCACAGCACAUUUCAAAUCAACCCUGACCCUCAGUAUGAUCGAUCCCCAGCAGUCCGACUUCCUCCGUCAAUGUCAGGUAACACGACGAUGAGAUGGAGGGGAGUCACAAUGAGAAGGAUGAGCAUGUUCCCAGGCAGUGAUCCUUCCAAUCUAGCGUUCACAGAGGAUGCCAUCAGGCACGAGAUGGAGAACGAGGAACAGAACCUGGUCAAGAAACUCGUCGCCCUGUCAACACGAGAGCGAAUACGGGAUAUUCGGGAUCUUCCAAUGAGCUGUGAGGAAAAGAAACAUAUCAGGAGCCAAGUACUGGCGUUCAAGUCCGCCAAGCAAUCUCGCCAGUUCACAUGUUUCACCGAUUGCUCUGAAAAUGUGUCGCUGUUUUUCCGCAGGUGCGGCUACAGCAUCAGGUCGGUCAGGCAGACCCUGGAACUGUGGCAGGGCAUCAUGAAGGAGAUUGGUGGCAAAUUUGGCACCAGUGUGCUGUCCUAUUUCCUGUUCCUCAAGUGGCUGCUCAUGUUCAACAUUUUCUCCUUCCUGGUCAACUUCGGCUUCAUCACCAUCCCGCUGCUCGUUUACGACCCCUUACCCAGCAUACCUCCAAAUGUGAGCUUCAGGGGCCUGGAGAUACUGACUGGAGCUGGUUACUUCAACUACACUGUCAUGUACUAUGGGAGCUACAGCAACGAGACGCUCGUGGGUCUGGUGGAGUACAACAUGCAGCUGGCCUAUUUCUUCACGAUUGCAGUCUACAUGGUGCUGUGUGGAAUUGCACUCAUUUUAAGCAUGGCAAGCUCAUUUAAGACAAACUAUGUACUAGCAGCGCCGGCUUCGAGCGGCGCAUGGCAGCUUUUGUGCAGCUGGGAUUUUAAUAUAACCAAUGAGAGAGCAGUGCGGCAGCGCAAGAACAACCUCCGCGUCCAGCUCAAGGAGUCUUUGUCAGAGAAGGCCCAGAGGGAGCUGCUAACCCUCUCUGAAAAACUGAAGCACUUUGGGGUUUAUCUGGGUUGCUGGCUCCUCUCCACUGGCUUAGCUGUUGGCUGUGGAGCCAGCAUCUACUAUCUCUGCCAAUAUGAACAGCAGAGAGCAGGCGAUGCUGCCGGCCGGUCUCUGCUUCGGGAGGCAGAGACUCUCCUGGUUCCCUUCGUGGUGUCACUGAUGAACCUGGUUGUCCCACUCUUCUACUCCCUCUUCUACAAGUUUGAGCACUACUCCAGCCAGCGGCGACAGAUCUACGCACUCGUAGUCAGGAACGUCUUACUCAGAAUGUCUAUUCUGGCUGUCUUGUGUUAUUACUGGAUGAACGUGGUGGCCAGGACGCAUUCGUGUUGGGAGUCCGUGGUGGGACAGGCUUUGUACCGUCUGGUCAUUUUCGACUUCCUCUUUCUGAUGCUGGGAUCCUUCUUUGGAGAGUUCCUUAGCAAGGUAAUUGGGACCACAUUACUACCGAGUCUGGGGGUUCCAGAGUUCGACAUUGCCAGAAAUGUGCUUGAACUCAUCUAUGCACAGACUCUGGCCUGGAUUGGAAUCUACUUCUCUCCCCUGCUGCCUGCCAUCCAGAUUGUCAAAUUUUUCAUCUUGUUUUACCUGAAGAAGGUCAGCCUGACCCAGAACUGCCAGCCGCCGCGGCGAACCGGCAGGGCGGCUCAGAUGCAAACAACCUUCAUCGCCCUCCUCUUCUUCCCCUUCUUCGUGGGAGCCUUGUCCAUGGUUGCAUACACUGCCUGGAGACUGACUCCCUCAGAGCAGUGUGGUCCUUUCCGGGGACUCAACAACACCUUCAGUGUGGUCGGAGUCUGGAUGGACGACCUGGAGGAGAUCCCUGGUUCUCAGUGGGUCGUCUGGAUCUACCAAAAUGUCAUCAGGAGUGAAAUCUUCUACUUCCUCAUCACACUCAUCAUCCUGGUCAUCAUAUACAUGUUCUGGCAAGUCACCAAGGGCCGCAAGGAGCUUAUUUGUCUACUGAAACAGCAGAUUGUUAAUGAGGGGAAAGACAAGUCCUUCUUGCUGGACAAGCUCCAGAACCUCCAGAAGUCUCAGCCUAACAAACCCAAGCUGAAGAAUCAAAAAAGGCACACCGGACGACGUUCAGGUGACCACCCCUCAGGCGGUCAGUCCGGCUCAAAUGCCAUGUUUCAGGCUUUGCUCGCUCGCCAGCAGCAGGAGGAAGAAGAGAGACGGACCGACGGUGGAGUUCCGGUUCCCUCCGACAUCUCCACCUCCAGCGCCCUGAUGCAGGCCAUGUUGGCCCGUCAGAGAGCCGACGGCCAGGUGGAAGAUUUGUACCAGAUGCCUGAUAAACACCCGUCACCCUCCGGUGCGCUCGCACAGGCCAUGCACAGCAGGCAGAGGGCAGAGGGUCAAGAGAGGGAUGAAUACUACGCCACAGCAGGCUUUUCAGAAAACCCUGUCAGCGGACCCAGCGCCGUCAUGCAGGCGAUGCAAGCCAGGCAGAGAGCGGAGGGAGACACGGCAGACGAUAGGGAUGACCCAACAUCCUCCGUGUCGAGUGUUAUGAUGCAAGUCAUGCAAGCCAGGCAGAGAGCGGAGGAGGAGGAGGAGGAGGAGGGGGACAGGCCUCAGUGGGCCCCUGCUCACCCACAAAACCCAGUUCCCCCAGGCACCAGUGCUCUCAUCCAGGCCAUGUUGGCCCGGCAACAGGCCCAGAACGAGUACGAUGAUGGUUACUGAGCAAAAGGGUCUGAGUUUACCUCGCCGCGGGGAAAGGAACAGAACAGAGAAGAACUACAGAAGAUGUCCGACAUCAGUCAUGUUAUAAUUUUGCUUUAGUCCAUAGAUAUGGUGAUUUAUCCAGAAGUGCAAUACAUUCGAUCUUGCCGUGUACGGAGAAGAACAAAGAUAGCUCAUGUAGCAAAACAGUGAGAGAGUGCAGGUCCACCUAUUUUUUUAUUUUAUUUUAAUAGAUAUAUGUCAAUUGUACAUUUCUAUGACCGUGCAUGAGCUUCUUACAACGUAUAAGUACUGACUAAUUAGCAUAUACUUACGAGGCCUUUUGUGGCCUUUUGUGCCAUGUCAUUUCUGUAUCAUAAACAUAAAUUGUAAAGAGUGUAUAUAUUCCCUGUGAAAUGCAGAUUAUCACCUGAUGCUAAUAAAAAAAUACAUGCAAAAGUA